AAUUAAGGUAGAGCACUCUAAGAAUUAAUUUAACAAAUAUGGCUACUACAUUAGGACGAUUUGUAACCAAAUUUAAAGCCAAGGGCAAUAUUUUACGAAAUAAAAGGUAAAUUUGUAGUAUUUAUAAAUGUACUGGCUCAUGGAGAAAAUGUAUGACUCCUGAAUUGUAUUUUUAUAAAUUUAUUCUCGACUGUUCUCUCGGUUGGUGCAGUGUACUAUCAGGGAUAGACAUAAAAAAAAAAAAAGGGAGGCGUAUCAACUAUCAGUAUCAUCAGGCUUAUUAUUAUUACAUUACAUCUAUUAAGAUCUAUGGUAAUCCCUUAUUUUAGCGCAAUAAAUUAUAUUUCUGGUGGCAAACUGUGUGUGGACAUCAGCGUCAUUUGGAUCAACAAAAUUUGGGUAAAAGUGCAGUUCAGGUGCGUAUAAAAUAAAAUGAGUAAAACAGAGUAUGGUUAAACCUGAAAAAUUAAACGCAACGAAACAGCGAACGUGUCGGCAGAAAGCCUUCGUCAGCGAACAAAACAACAGAAAAAACUUUAUAAAAAUAAGAAAUAGCACUUAGCUGGUAAGUAGUAUCUGUGGGCAGCAAUAGAAGUGUGGCAGAAGGAAAAUGAGUGAGAGUUUAAAUAAGCAGUGGCGAAAAAAAGGGGGGAGAAAAAAGUUCACUGUGAUAGGUCAGAACGUGGAGGGGCGGAGCUAGGGUCAAGCUGUGAACAGAGACAUAACAUUAAUCCCAUCUGGCGUCAAAGUGCCGUAAGUCAGGAUAAGUCUGUGUUCCAAAUUGACCCGGCUGGCGGUGUUAGUGCUAGCCACAAUCGCACUUAUUGAAAAGUCCGCCUUGCCCCGGUGGUCGCUACUAUUGAAGUGUUUGGAGACGGGACACUGUUUAUCUUGUGUAAUGUUUCGGAGGUGUUCGGUACACCUGUCCGAGAGACGGCGUCCAGUCUCCCCUAUGUAUGUCAUCUGACAGCGGGUGCAGACAAUGGCGUAGAUAACGUUGCGGCUUGUACAGAGGAAACCGUCGCGUAUCUGAAAACUGCCCUUGGGGAAACGUAUGCGUUCAGUCUGGACGACAAAAGGGCACGUGUUGCAACGACUGCGUCCACACGGCUUGGUCCCAAAGUGGGAGGGGGGAGCAUUGAUACGACUGCGUACAAGCAGGUCUCUCAGAUUUUUAUCCCGUCUGAAAACAAUGAGAGGUGGGGAAGAGAAAAUUUCUCGUGUGUCGGUGUCUGCGAGUAGUAUAGAUCGAUGUUUAAGGAAAACACGUUUAGCAAUCAGAUUGUGAGGGUGAUAAGUUAAAAUGAGUUUAGUCCUGUCAACAUUGUCGCUCAGACGUGGUCUGAAGGCAUCAGCACGUGUAAUAUUCUUAACCCUUUGGAGGGCUGAUGAAAGUACUGUCUCCGGGUAAGACCUACACCGGAAAAAGUCUAUCAUUUCAAGUGCCUUGUCCCAAAAGUCCUCAUCCGACCGACAAAGUCGACGAAGACGAAGUAAUUGAGAGAAAGGAAUAGAGUCCUUACAGGAUUUAGGGUGGGAUGAAGAGUAGAGUAGAUAGCUAUGGCUGUCAGUGGGCUUAAAGUAGGCAGAGGUGUGUAGGGUGUCUUUGUGAAGAGUGACUGUAAUGUCUAAGAAAUUGACUGAGGUCUCAGAGAUAAGAGAUGUGAAUUUAAUGGAGGGGUGAAAGGAGCCUACAAAGUUAAUGAACAGGUCAAGUUCACUCCUCUCCAUAGUGGUGACCCCUAUACCAUCAUCUAUGUACCUCUUAUAGAAUUCAGGGAGGCGUCCAGUAUAGCUGCUUUCGACCAAGUGUUCGAAAUGCCCCAUGAACAAGCAAGCAUAGCUGGGUCCCAUUUUAGUCCCCAUAGCAACACCACUGAUUUGGUCAAAGAAUUGGCCACCAAACUCAAACGAAUUGAGGGUGAGGACUAGUUCAGCCAAUCUGAGGAGGGUGUUGGUGGGUAUAGAUGGGUGGGGUCUAGUCUCGAGAAAGAAUUUGAGAGCUAAGAGACCGUCAGUGUGGGGGAUGGAAGUGUAUAGAGAACAUACAUCAAGAAGAAAUAGAUGAUGUUUCUUUUCAGGAGGGAUUAUGAUGGAUUCAAAGGUUUGAAGAGCAUGGUUGGUGUCCUUAAUGUAAGUAGGCAGUGAGGCAACGAUGGGUUGAAAAACUCCAUCAAGGAAUUCCGAGAUAUGUUCGGUGGGGCAAGAGCAUGCUGAGACAAUGGGUCUGCCAGGGUUACCAUACUUAUGAAUUUUGGGAAGUAGGUAGAAGCAUGGCUUACCGAGGUCACUAUCGAAGAUGUGUAGGGCAGAGACCGAUUUGGGGAGCGCUGAUUCUGCAAUCAUUUUCUUGAUAGUCCCUUUCACCAUGUCGUUAUGUUUGGUGAUAGGGUUGUUGGUCCUCGGUUGGUAGAACUGGCUGUCUUCUAGUUGCCUAUGAGCCUCCUUGAUGUACAGAUCUCUGUCCCACACCACAACAGCUCCCCCCUUAUCAGCUGGUUUGAUGACGAUAUCUUUCCGACUGCGCAGCUUAGAGAGUGCGAGUGAUUCUCUUUUAGAAAGAUUGGAUUUCCGGAGUGGAGGUAAAGAGAGGUUCUUGAUGUCAUGUUCCGUGCUCUUUAUAUAUAAGUCCAAAGAUAAAAAGAUGAUAUUUUACUUUUAAAAUACUUUUUAUAAACAAUAUACGUAAGUUUACAUGCGCUAAGAAAUAAUAUACCCACCUGAAUACACUUUUACCAAAAUUUGUUGCUGCACCACAACUGAGUGUUUGUAUAUAGUAUAAUAUUAUUAUAUUAUAUUCAUUUACAGAUUUGGUUUAUAUUGGCACAAGCUGCCCAUCCGUCUUGUAAUGUCAUCGCAUGUCGCUCUGGCACUUCGAUUAGAAAACAACGCUCACUCUCUGCGCUUCCUUAAACUCCAUGACCCUCUCUCCACUGUCUUCAGUACUGUCUCAAACCAAAUAGCUGGUGGUCUGGGGUUCAAUCCGAUCCCCACCAAAGCCAACAUCCCAAGCACCCCGGGUGAAUGUGACUCGUUAGCCCUGGACAGCAACCCAUCUAAGAGAAGGCAAACUCUGAAUUUAAACCAGGAGCCAGAAUGAUCAACAAAUUGAUCGUGGGCCACUCAAGUAUAAGAAGAAGAAGAUAUGAAUAUGUAUAGUAUUAUAAUGUCAUAAAAAACAUUUCCAUCGUUUGGAAGACUAAUUGUUAAAAUAGCACUUCGAACAAUCGGAUACAAUGCAAACAGUAGUUACUCAAGUGAGUUACUAUUUGCACCAUGACCCCUAGAUGUCCCAUUGGAUUAACAGUGGAAAUAAAAUAAUGAAAAUUUUGUACUAUUUCGCAAGCGCCCUGCAAAAAAGACGCAGCAACCCAUUUAGGGUAGUGGACUAGUAAUAAUACGAUUUUUAGCAGCCCUUGUCUUUGUGAAGUCUAUUUGAUUUUAUUGUUUAAUUCACUAUUAAGGUCCUAUCUAAAGAUGAUUUUGGCGCUCCCUGAUUUUGGCGCUUGUUGCUUUUCGCCCCAUUCUCAUGGCCUGCCGGAGAGAAACGUUGCACCCAGGGCAAUGUGGAGCAUAUUCUGGGAACCACUUGUCUCACCAUACAGUCUGAAAACGUGACAUAUUUUAUUUACUGAUAUGUCAUAUGUAUAAAUAUCAUUUGAUUUUAUUGGAGAUGGAGUUCGAAGGGAGGUGCUGUCGAAAGCUCAUUGCACGUAGCACGUAGCACUUUAGCUUGGGUGACUUCGGCGGGCAUCCUCAAUUUCGGCUUCCCCACCAUAUCUUAUUGGAUUGGAUUUUAUUUAUAUAGCACUGGUAUCCAUGCUACUUUAGCAUGCUCACUGCGCUCUGGUUUUCUUAAAUCUAUUGAAACAAAAAUGUUUGUAAAUGUUUCUUAAAUGAUUUUUAUCAUUUUCAUUUCCCCUUAAAGAUUGAGGCAAACUGUUCCAUAAUUUUGACGCUAUCGCUUCAAAAGAGCGCACUCCGUAAGACUUUUUUCUGUGUUCAUCCACACUGGGAAUUUUUAGUAAGGACUGUGUUGAAGACCGCAGGUUCUUUAAGGAUAUGUGUAUAUGAAUCAGUUGCUUAAGAUAUUCUGAUGCAGAGCCUUCUAUGCAGCUGUACGCCAGGGACAGAAUUUUGUAGUUAAUGCGCUCACUCACAGGAACCCAAUGGAGAUCUCGUAGAACUGGUGUGAUGUGAUCAGAUUUCUUUAUCCACGAUACAAUGCGUGCUGCAGUAUUUUGUACCUCCUGGAGUCUCAGAAUUUGGUUCUGAGGUGAACCCCAUAAACAACUGUUACAGUAAACUUAUCUUGACUGGAUUAUGACAGAAGCAUAUGACAGAAGCAUGCCCUGACCAUAGAAAUGAUAUGGGGAAUCAUUCUUAGUUUACUGUCAAUAUAUAAGCCAAAGUCUCUGACAGUGGAGGACAAUGAGAUCUCUGAUUCACCAACUUUUAUUGAUGAGAUCGCAACUUUCCGAAGAUUGGCGUCUGAACCACAAAUAAUUGCCUCAGUCUUAUCGUCAUUUAAUUUUAGUCUGUUUGAUGACAUCCAUUCUUUCACAGCAAGAUAGCAGUCCUCGACAGCCUGAACAGCAGCAGCACACUCCAAGGUUUCAGGACGGAAACACUUGUAUAGUUCUGUGUCAUCUGCAAAUAUUUUGCGGGAAAUACCAUGACUUUCAAUAAUUUUGCAGAGCUGGCUAGUGUACAUGGAGAACAGAAUAGGUCAUAAAACUGAGCCCUGUGGCACGCCGCAGGUAAUGGAAGUGUUCAUGGAAGAUGCCUGCUUCACUACAAUACGCUGAGUCCUGUCAGUCAGAUAAGAAGAAAACCAGCGAAGUGCAGUUCCAGAUAUGCCUGCCUCAUUCAGAAGUCUUGACAGAAGAAGCUCAUGGUUAAAACAACGAAAGGAGCAAUGAGAUCCAACAGGACCAAUAUUGUUAGAUCGCCAUGGUCAGCACUACAAAGAACAUCAUUCAUAACAUGGAGCAGUGCUGUCUCACAGCUGUGCCCAGGUUGAUAUGCCUAUCAAAGUUGCAAAUGAUGGGCAUAUUUUAAUUUGUGAUAAUGCUCUGUAUAUAAAUAUAUAAACCGCAGUCAUAUACUUUAAGAAGUGACCUUUAAUAGACAUGCAAUACGAAUAGUUAUUGUAUACAUUAUACUUAAUACUGUAUGCUUAUUUACUAUUACAAUAUAGUAUUCUAUGGUUUUGAGAUGGUAAAGUACUAUUCUGAGAGUCUAGUGUAACCAGGUCAGCCUUUAUGAUAUACUCUGAAAAAUCUGCAUAAGUCACUGGAAAUUUUCAAUCAUUUUGCCUUGCUAUGUUUGUUUGCUAAAGAGCCUUCAUUGACAAACCAUAUCCAUAUUUUGAAAGUUAAAGUUUUUCCUGACACCAAUUCAUACAAUUUUCAUAAUGUUACAAAUGAAACAACAUGAUUAGUGUCAGGUGUACAAAAUUAAAUAAAGAAGGCCUUUUAAUCAUAAAUAAAUUAUUUAUUGAAAGUUAGCAAAAAAUGUAAUAAUUUUAUUAAGACCCAUUAUAAGGCCUAAAUAUAUUUUAAAUCAUAAAAUUGCUUUCAUUGUAUUUAUGUUGAAUAUUAACCCUAGCUUACUUGUAAAUGAAAUAUUACACUUUACUACUACGUCUGGAUAUCAAAUGAUUAAAAGUUGGCCAUUUUUUUUCAAUAUUACCAUUCAAAGACAUCAACAUAAUGAUAUGUUAAUGUUAUUAAGGCACAGUGCAUCAUGAUACUGCUAGCAUAGAUGAUGUUGAUGCUUCGACGUAGUAAAGUUAUUUGCUUGGUUAGAAGAACCUGUGCCCACCCUCCUAAUCAUAUACUAGAACCAUUAAGAAGUUCACUUCAUACAAGCUUAUUUAUGAUUUUUAUUUAAAAUAAAUGCAAUAAACUGAAAAAUAAUGGAGUAUGAUAUGUCUUUGAGUAGGCCCCAUUUGGUGAUUAUAAAAUUAGUAUUUACUUAUUUCUUUAGUAAUGAGCUAAAAAGAAGUACCGGUACUUAUUACAUUAAUUUUCCUUUUUUUAAAUUCUAUAGAGGUCUUUGCACUAAGCCACCAGCCCAUGAAGCACUUCCCACGACUGGCAUUAAAUUUAAAACUGAUGUUCAUAAUUUGGCAGGACCCCGUGAGAGAAUAGAAAGCUUUAGCUGGCUGUCACAGCAUGGGCCUCAAUUUCAAAUCCGUGGCGAUCAAGUUCAGGUUAUCACAGAACCUGCACAGUUUUAUGAAAUCUUGAAGGCAAGCAAAAAUUUUGGAACAGACCUUUUUUUAAAUAUAAAUUGUUCUUUUUACACUGCAAGUAAUUAACAUUUUUAAUUGAAUUGAAUUCUAACAAAAUAUUGUCAUGUUUUCCAUAUUUAUUUUAGCUUCAGAUUAUGAUGGUAUAAAUAUCAUUAUUUUUUUUAUCAGGUUUUUACACUAUUUCUUUAUAAUUUAUUUUGUGUAAUUGUUAAUAUUUUUUAUUAAGUUGAAGACAAGAAGAGCAAAAAGAAGAAUCACCUUUGCCUCUUUGUAUUUAGGUAAUGGAUCUUUGGAAAAAGAUUUGGUGAGCAACCAGUUUUAUUUAGAUAACCUAUUUAACCUAUCAUAUCGUUUACUCAGAAUCAAAAUCAGUUUUGUACUUUGGAGCUUUAUGAAUAAUGUUAUUAGAAAUUUUGACUCACUCAAGGCAAUUUAAAUCACACAAAAAAUACAUUUUUAUAUUUUAUUAAUAAUUAUUAAAUUAUUAUUCCUGCAGGUUUCCAGUAUCAGGGAGGCAUGUCUGGCAGCUGUUUUAUCUGGGAAUUCCAACUUUGAAGUUAACAUUCUCCUUGACUACACACGUGGGUCCAGGGGAAAAGUUAACUCUCGGUCCAUGCUGCGGCCUUUGAUGGCAGAAUUCAGCAGCGUUAAAGUUUCACUUUUUCACACUCCAGAUUUACGGGGCUUCCUUAAAAAAAUUAUGCCAGAUCGGUUCAAUGAGACAAUUGGACUAACACAUGUCAAAGUUUAUUUAUUUGAUGACAGUUUUGUCAUCAGUGGGUAAGCAUUGUUAAAUAGUGUGGUGUUGAGAUAAGGUAGGGUACAUGAAAAGCUUACCAUAACUUGUGUUCAACACACCAAAAAUGCUUUUAGAUCAAAUGGUAUUUUUUUAUUUUGAAAUCAAAACCAUUCAUAAAAAAAAUAAUUGCAAUAAUUCAGCGACUUAAAUUCCCUCACCUCAAAUAAAUUGUUUACAUAUUAAAAAAAUCGUUUCAUUAUUUAUUAACAAUGAUAUUUAUAAAUUAGGGCAAACCUAAGCCAUGACUACUUCACCAAUAGACAAGAUCGAUACAUCCUUUUUAAUGACUGUCCUGAGAUUGCAGAAUUUUUCAAUGAACUUGUGAAAGGAAUCAUGUCAUUCUCAUUUAGCCUUUCUCCUGACAACUCUCUUUAUCUUUCGCCUAACUGGAAUAUUCAUCCAUAUAAAGGUACAGUUUACUUUUAGAAAUAUUAUAAUAUCAAUAUUGAUAAUUAUUUUCUAUAUGUUAAAGAACUCUGCCCACUAUUCAUUUCAGGGGAUGAAAGAUGCUAAGAAUUGUAAGAAUAUUGGGUCUAAAUAGCUUUGAAAUAAAUUUGAUGUUUUCUAAAAAAAAAAAUAUUGUAAUGUACUAGGUGUACGUGCAGCGCAACUUGAGUUAACCUUCUUUAAUAUUAUAUUUUGCUGUUAUAUGUGGAUAUUGAAAAAUUCAGCUGAUCAGCAUCAGGAAAUUUUAAAAUGUUUAACAUUCUGCUCUACCAACUCAUUCAAGUUUAGUUUUUUCUUUUCGUCAAAAUUGUCUAAAAUAAAAUAGAAAUAAAUUAGAUUUCUAAAUUACCUUGUGAAUUAUAGUGAAUGGGAAUCUUUUUGUAGUGGGGAAUAAGUGUACAGUUAUACUUUUUAAAACUUAUGGCUUAUAUUCCAAAGUUUUGGCAUGCUGCUUACAUAAAAAAUUGAUAUUUUUAGGGCAGAAUUAGAUUUAAAAAGAAUGUACCGUUUCUGUAGACUUUAAUAUAGAUAUACCGGUAGCAAAGUUUAUUGUACCCACAUACAACAUGUUUUUGUUAAUGAAGAAAAUAAACCCCCUUAUCAGUAUGGGUCAUUUUACUUAUAUUCACUUAUAGGCUAUUUUUAUUUUUAAAUAGGUUUCAACCUUAAAUUAACAUAUAUCUUACAUAAUUCAAGCCUUAUAUCACUAUUACAUUAAAUUUGUAAGUCUAUAUGCCCAGGAAAUUCCAUACUCAUAUCUCUUCUGUGACAGGACUAUUUGGACAUCAUUGACUGAUAUAACUUAAUGCUAUUAUUUACUUCAGGUUCUGAUGGUGGUCUUCAGUUUAAACAAGCUGCCAGGAAAAAGAUACAUGCCUGCUUGCAUUUAGGUGAAAAGAAUGGAAAUGAGAAUACAAAUUCCAGACGUAAAGUUGAUAGGCCAGAUGAUAAAUUCAGUCACGGAAAGGGGAGCACAGACACUGUUGUAUAUCCAUUGGUUCAGAUGGGGUCUUUUAAUGUAACCCAUGAUGAACAAGCAAUGUUGGGCUUACUGAGGUCUUCAAAACCCCAGGAUCAUAUUCUUUUGGCAUCUGGAUACUUUAAUCUGACUGAACACUACAUGUCAGUGAUAUUGGACCAGUCUUUAGGAAAGUUCAGCAUUCUUAUGGCAUCACCACAGGUAAAAAGAGUUUCACAUCUGGAAUUUUGACAUAGAGUCACAUUUAUUUAAGUUAAUCCUUUAUGUCACACUGUUGUCCACACAAAUUUUGCCAAUGAGUACUAGCAGCAUGAGCUUACUACAAAAUUCUUUCAAUUAUUUUUAUAUUUGUUUAUAAAAGGAAGCAUAUUAAAAAAAAUUGAUUUGAUUACUGAUUAGAAAUUUAUUGUUUAAACGCCAUUUCACAUUUUAAUUAGAAAAGGCACAAAAUAUUAAAUGUAUUAAUUAAAAAAUUAUAUAAUUUCAGUACUUUGAGAAACAUUUAACAAACAAUUUAAAAUUAUUUUUACUAAAUUUUCACAAAUCGGAGCACAUAACUGUGACUGGUACCCUACUUUUAUUAUUAAUUUUUGUGUCAAUAUUUUGCAUGUUUGACCAAAUAGAACCUUUAGCUGUAAUAAUAGUUACUGGCAAUCGGUCAUUUGCUGCAAGGUUAAGAACAGUCUAAAAAAAAAACAAAGGUCAAGUGUAAGAAUAACAUCUCCUAAUCUUAGAGACAUAUAAAGGAUUUUUUAAUUUAGCUUUUUUUAAAACUUUUGAUCCCAUUAUUAAGGCAAAUGGCUUCCUGGGAGCUAAGGGCAUAGCUGGUGCAAUCCCAUAUUCAUACAUCUACUUGGCCCAUCAGUUUUACAAACAAGUUUGCAAGAGAAAACAGACCAAACGUAUCCACAUGAUGGAAUAUGUAAGGGAUGGCUGGACAUUUCAUGGGAAAGGACUGUGGUAUUAUCUUCCAAGCCAACCCCUCCCCACAUUUACACUGGUUGGUUCACCAAACUUUGGUAAGUUUAUAUGUGACAAAUUGUGUUCAUUUUAUGUGCAUAAAAAGACAUUUCUUUAUUUAAAUUAUCUUUAAAUGUUGCAAGGUUUAUAAAACAAAUAUUUAUGAUGCUUCUUCAUCAUCUUUUUUUCUUUUAAGUUCCUUGGGAAAACAUACACAAUUUUAAGAGAAGGAAAUAAAUCAUGUUAUUUUAUUUCGUACAGGUUACAGAUCAGUAUACAGGGAUUUAGAAUGCCAGAUUGCAAUAGUGACAGAAAACAAGCAUUUGCAAGAACAGCUUAGAGAGGUAUAGUUAUUUAAUUAUGAAUGACCAAAGUAGAAAUUGUGGCAUUGUGCAUUUUAAUUUUUUUAAUAAAGUUUUCAUGUAAUCGAACCAACUUCGAUAUAAAAAUACAGCAUUCAACUUUCCCUGAAAAUACUAAUUUUGUCAUAAAACUUCUGCAAAAUAUUUAAGGAAAAGGAUGCUUUACGAUCUAGGUCUGUCCACGCAGUAUGAUUAAGAAUGUAAAGACAUAACAUUUAAUAAUCCACUAUUUGAACCGGUUAGAUUUUCAAACUACUUAUGCUUUGACAAACAUAUAAACUAAACCGAAGUUAAUGUUUUUAUCUAUUCAGCCAUCAUUAUUUGUCUUUUUUUAAGGAGCAUGUGCGAAUGUUUUCAUCAUCUCAACUUGUAACAGAAUCAACUUUUCAGCGGAGAGAUCGAUAUGUGCCUCUGUGGAUAAGAUAUGUUACCAAACUUAUUAAAAACUUUUUUUAAUAUAAUGUGCAUUCUUCUGCUUACAUCUUUUAUUUGUUUACUACAAAAUUCUUGUUAUUUGUCUGAUUUGAAUUCUUAGUUCAAAGUGAGAUUUAAUUUAAUGUAAGAAUUAAUAUGAAAUGUGUUUGCCUGAGAAAAACAUGAGAUGAUUGAAAUGUUAAACAAGUAUAUAUAAAGAACAAAAUAAAAUUGUUUUCAACAAAACCAAAUCUCAUUAUCUUUGUGGAUAUACAUAGUAACUGAGCAUUUAUUUACAAUAACUUUACAUCUACAAGUCCUGAAUUAGAAUUGAGAUUUACAAGAAAAUCUUCAAAUAAAAAAAAAAGAAAUCCUCAAUAAAAUAAAUAUUUUUAAAAAAAAUAUCAGGUAGAGGAAUAUUCUUAACUUGUAAUAUUUUGCCAUUAAUUAAGCACAAUAAUA
Molecule: messenger RNA, 10682 nt
Organism: Lymnaea stagnalis (great pond snail)
Lineage: Eukaryota; Metazoa; Mollusca; Gastropoda; Lymnaeidae
Source: the annotation of a GenBank genome assembly